This is a messenger RNA of Eucalyptus grandis, 1470 nucleotides long. Its product is annotated as UDP-glycosyltransferase 76E4-like. Gene Ontology annotation, molecular function: UDP-glycosyltransferase activity. The transcript has a single exon. Bases 1 to 1470 code for a protein of 489 amino acids. The record is from RefSeq and is a predicted model, not a curated record. Lineage: Eukaryota; Viridiplantae; Streptophyta; Magnoliopsida; Myrtales; Myrtaceae.
AUGUCAGCCGAGAAUGAGAUCCUGGUGGUGCCCAAGAUCGGGCAAGGCCAUCUCUUCCCUUGCAUCGAGCUCUGCAAGUACCUCCUCCGCCGCGACUUCCGCAUCACCGUCCUCGCCGACUCCGACAUCUCCUCCUCCGUCCCCUCCGCUCUCCAACAGUCCCCUCUCUUCGCUCUGGUCGACGUCUCACCACCGCCGCAGGAAACGCCGGCCGACCCGCCUGCUGGCUUCCCCCGCCAGCACCAGCAGAUGGCCCGAGGCAUCGAGUCGUUCCUCGCCGGGCGGGACCCGGCUCGAGCCCGGCCCGUUUGCGCGGUGAUCGACCACAUCAUGUACAAGACCGAGGAGGUGUUCUCCAAGCUUGGGAUCCCCACGGUGACUUUCAUCACUUCCGGGGCGUGCUGGGCCGCGGUGCAGCACGCGGCGUACGUGGUCCGGCCCGACGACAUGAAGCCUGGGGAGGUCCGUGCCUUGCCGGGCUUGCCCAAUGAGAUGGUGCUGAGUUAUUCGGAUCUUAAACAGAGGCGCCAUUGGAUGCCCUCGAACCGGGGAGGGAGAGGUGGAGGAAGGGGCCCAGGAGGAUCGGGGCUGCAGAUGGGCCCGCCCCUUCCGGGUCAGCCGGCCCCGUGGGUGGAAGAAGUGAAGAGCUCAGUCGCGUUACUGAUCAACACGUGUGACGAUCUCGAGCGCCCGUUCCUGGAUUACGUGGCCAAUCUGACGGGCAGGCCCGUCUGGGGCAUCGGCCCACUCCUGCCGGACGAGUACUGGAGGUCGGCGGCGUCCUUGCUUCAGGAGCGGGGGAUCCGGCCCAAGAGAGAGUCCAACUACUCGGACGACGAGAUCAUCGGGUGGCUCGACCGGCAGCCUCCCAACUCCGUCAUGUACAUCUCGUUCGGCAGCGAGGUGGGCCCAUCGGCGGAGGAGUACCCGGAGCUAGCCAAGGCGCUGGAGGAGUCGAGCCGGCCAUUCAUAUGGGUGAUCCAAAAGAAGUCGGCCCGGCCCGGUCCACCAGGCGGAGGACCGGCCCAGAUGGAAAGCAGCUAUUUUCCACAUGGUUUGGACAGCAGGGUGGGGGAGAGGGGGCUGGUCAUACACGGGUGGGCGCCACAGCUGCUGAUACUGAGCCACCCAUCGACUGGCGGGUUCGUGUCGCACUGCGGGUGGAACUCCACGGUGGAGGCGAUAGUGAGAGGGGUCCCGAUUUUGGCAUGGCCGAUCAGGGGCGACCAAUACUACAAUGCCAAGCUGGUGGUGAACCAUCUCAAGAUAGGGGCUCUGGUGUGUGACGAGUACCCGGCUGAGAUGGUGCAGAAGGAUGAUGUUUUGAAGGGAAUGGAGCGGGUCUUGACGGAUGAAGGGAUCAGGAGGAGAUCGGUGGGUCUGGGAGAGAGGUUUGAGAGGGGCUUCCCUGAGAGUUCGGUGAGUUCUUUGGAUGCUUUUAGAGAUUUUGUCAAUCGGAAAACAGAUUAG